AUGAGAAACAAACAACCACAACAGCAGCAGCAACAACAACAAUCAAGAGUCAACAAUCAACAAUCAGCUUAUUUUACCUUUCUAACUUCUCUUGAACAUGAAUAUUACAACUAUUUCCGCCUAGACAUACAGACGGGUGAACUUGCUAGCACACGCCAAAUAGAUAGAGAUGAUAUAUGCACGUCAAAGACUAAGUGUGAGAUAGUCCUAGAUAAACAACAACAACAACAACAGGUGAUUAUAAACGUUGUUGAUUUGAACGAUAACGCCCCAUUCUUCGACAAAUCAGAAGUUCGAUUGAACAUUACCGAAUCAGAAAUCGUCGGCAAGAAGUUCUCUUUAGCUCGAUGUUACGACUACGACAGCCCUGCCAAUGGUGUCAAAGGGUUCUCUUUGCUCAACUGCUCGACCGACAGUUCGGUAUUUAGCCUUCAGUCGGUUUUCCCGACAAAGUUUCAACUAGUUACAUCGGAUGUAAUUGACCGAGAGAUCACACCGACUUAUGAGGUGAAGCUGUCGUGUGACGAUGGUGGUCAUCCGCCUCUCACUGGUCAAGUGACCAUCAAUAUAUCGGUCAACGACGAAAAUGAUAACAAACCGAUAUUCGAGAAUCGAAAUUUAUUUGCAAGAAUCCAAGAAAAUGCCAUUCCUGAAUCUGCAUUGUUCACCGUGCAAGCCAGCGACGCCGAUGAAGGAGAGAAUAGUCAGGUGAGUUACGGUCUGUCGGUAUUUGAGUACAGCUAUUCGAAUACCGGUAGAACCGGUUAUCGAAACUCGAAAGUUUUGUACUGUGGAGAUGAUGAUGACCCCCGCGACGAUGGUGAUGAUGUUAAUGGCGGGGUAGCUUCAAAUGAUUACAACAACAACAUCAACUACAUGAGUAACGCGUACGGCAAUCACAUCAACAACAACAUCAUCAACAACGACAACAUCAACAACGACAACAUCAACAACAACAACAACAUCAACAACAACGACAUCUUCGACAUUUCGUCACAUUUGACGAUAAAUGAAAAGACGGGUGCCGUAUUUGUCUCGAAAAGUUUCGAUCGGGAGAAAAUUGCCAAAUUAUGUUUUCUCAUAGUCGCGUACGAUCACGGAUUUCCGGUACAAUCUUCGUCCGUGGAAGCCAUUUUGGUUAUUGAUGACUUAGAUGACGAGCAUCCAACUUUUGAAAGCCAAAUUUAUCAGUUCAGCCUGUUGGAAAAUUUGAACCCUGGCGCAAGCGUUGGAAAGGUGACGGCUCAUGACGCAGAUAGCAACCCCCAAUUCAAUGGCUUCUACUACGCCAUGCCUCAGUCGUCACAUGACUUCCGGCUCGACCCGGAAACAGGAAAUAUAUCAUCUUUAAUAUCUUUCGACCGCGAAACGACGGAAGUUUACUUCUUUGACGUCACAGCCUGUACCAAAGAUACGAAUAAUUGCACGUCCAGCGCCCACGUGAUCGUAAACAUCGUUGAUGAUAAUGAUAACGCUCCUAGGCUUAUAUUUCCGGAUGAGUUUUCUAAUUUUAGUAUCUUUGUUCCGUGCUUCUUCCGGCAGGGAGACAAAGUUUCUAAAAUUAGAGCGCACGACGCCGACGACAUUGGACCAAAUUCCAAAAUAACUUACACAUCCCUAGACUUUAAACACUUUCGCCUCAAUGAUACUUCCGGUUUGAUGACCGCAACAAAAGAUAUUCUAGCGGAAGACGGCAGCAUUUUAGAUUAUCCGGUUCUAAUUCAAGAUGGCGGACGACCGAGUAAGAGCAUUCGAGUUAUGAUUAUGAUCAUUUUUAAUUCAUCAGCCUCAGCGUUUGUUGACGUGAAAGAAGAUGGUGGUGGUGAUGCUGAUGAUGAUGAGGCAUUGUUCGAGAGCAGGAGAGGACUGAGUAACAUGCACACCAUCAUCUUCAUCACCGUCCUGUCCACCAUCUUGUCCGCCAUUUUGAUCAUCGCCAUUUUGUUUCUAGCUAAAGGUCAGCCGUUUCCGGUUCAUUUCACUUCCGGCAUUGUUGAUGACGUCAACGGAAGAGCGGCCGCU
Messenger RNA from Helobdella robusta, 2022 nucleotides. RefSeq lists its product as hypothetical. Gene Ontology annotation, molecular function: calcium ion binding. The annotation marks the transcript as partial. Gene Ontology annotation, cellular component: plasma membrane. The transcript is spliced from 6 exons. The record is from RefSeq and is a predicted model, not a curated record. Gene Ontology annotation, biological process: homophilic cell-cell adhesion. NCBI's taxonomy places the organism in Eukaryota, Metazoa, Annelida, Clitellata, Rhynchobdellida, Glossiphoniidae.